Ictalurus punctatus (channel catfish) is the source of this 2760-nucleotide messenger RNA. It is a transcript of the gene nfkbiz, whose product is annotated as nuclear factor of kappa light polypeptide gene enhancer in B-cells inhibitor, zeta. Gene Ontology annotation, biological process: regulation of gene expression. Bases 149 to 1822 code for a protein of 557 amino acids. Lineage: Eukaryota; Metazoa; Chordata; Actinopteri; Siluriformes; Ictaluridae. The transcript is spliced from 12 exons. Gene Ontology annotation, molecular function: POU domain binding; DNA binding. The record is from RefSeq and is a predicted model, not a curated record. Gene Ontology annotation, cellular component: nucleus.
CGCGGUCCAGCAAUCUCAUACUACUCCUAAAUUAGAAUUGUCGGUGACGUUUCUCAGUAACGAGAGAGAGAGAGAGAGAGAGAGAGAGAGAUUAAGAGGUAUAUCUAUAAAUUUAUAUUUAGAGAGAGAGAGGAAAAAGCUGAACGCCAUGAUUAUUGACCGAGUUUGCGAGGCCUUUUCGGGGUUUGUGGACACUGACGCGGACGUCAUGACGAGUCCGGUGAACCUGUGGUCGUUUUACGGGUGCUCUUCUCCCGGAACACAACCUGAACACUUGUCUCCGUGGAAACCGAGCAGAGAGUGUGAGGACAGCGGAAGUACCGCGGGGAGUCCUCAGCGCCCUGACAGCAGCUUCACCAGCGUCUACGUUGAAGCUCAGGAUGGUUCACGGCAGCUGAGUCCACGGUACCAGGGUGUGCGCGUGAAAAACACAGUAAAAGAGCUCAUUAUGCAGAGACGGCACAGUGACGUACAGGUGCAACCAAAUACAAAUGAUCUUGAAUUCCCAGUCAUAACUACUUUGCUUCAGAGUGGAAAAAGGGCAGCUGAGAGUGCCCCACCUUACUGCGUCAAUAAAAGACCGGCCACAGAACACAACAAUGUCCUGUCUCCAUAUCUUACAAAUGAGAACAUCCUGACAGCGCAAAACAUCUGUGAGGGACUUGGUGACAUCUUCAGCAACACUGAGCUGUCUAUCGAGUCGGUGAAGGUGCAGGGCAGUCCAAUAUCAAUCUGCCACCCACCUCAAGAAACACAAGAAGCACUACCUACCCUCUACUCUACCACAUCUAGCCCACUUUAUAACAGCUGCCAGCCUCCUCAGGUUACAGAGAGCCCAUACACGUCUCCAUUCCAGAGCCUGAGCCCACAGCAUGGAUUUGGGCCCAGUGGGACUACAGCUCCUCAGAUUUCCUUUUUCCAGUGGCAGAUCCAGCAAGAGGAGGAGAAAUUGGCCGGUUUGAGCCCACUGGAUCUCAUCUCUAAGGACGGAGAUGGAGAUACGUUCCUCCACAUUGCAGUGGCCCAGGGGAGACGAGCCUUGGCAUAUGUGCUUGCCAGGAAAAUGUGUGAAAUUGGCAUGCUUGAUGUCAAAGAGCAUAACAACCAGAGUGCAUUCCAAGUAAGCGUGGCAGCCAACCAACAUCUCAUUGCACAAGACCUCCUUUCAAUGGGAGCCUUAGUAAACACUACAGACUCCUGGGGGCGCUCCCCCCUUCAUGUGUGUGCUGAAAAGGGACACACUCUGAUUCUACAGGCCAUCCAAAAAGCUAUGCAGAAUAAUGGCUUGAAGGUGAACAUCGAGGCAGUUAACUAUGAUGGUCUUACUGCUCUUCACAUGGCUGUGCUGACCCACAAUGCAGUGGUGCAGGAGCUGAGUCAUGUGGUGGCACCUCAGUCUCCCCAAAACGCAGCUCUGAUGCAGAAGAGGAAGCUGCUUGGCGAAUGCAUCAACACUCUCCUGCUUAUGGGUGCCUCUUAUGGUUCAAAGGAUCGCAAAAGUGGACGCACGGUCCUGCACAUGGCUGCCGAGGAGGCCAACGUUGAGCUUUUGCGUCUUUUCCUGGACCAGCCGGACUCUCUUUCUGUGAUCAAUGCCAAGGCAUAUAAUGGCAACACAGCACUGCACAUGGCUGCUGCGCAAAAUGGCCGUCAAGCGCAGGCAGACGCUGUACAGCUGAUGAUGAGGAGAGGAGCUGAUCCAAGCAUCAAGAACCUGGAGAACGAGCAGCCCAUUCAGCUAGUGCCUGAGGGGCCUGUCGGAGAUCAGGUGAGAAGGGUCCUGAAAGGCCGUGGCCCGCAGGUUCGCUCCUGCUUGCUGUAGUAAGACCGAUCUCACCCGAUCUCCGUCCUUCAGAAACACUGUCAGUCAGGCAGUCCGAUCUGUGUACAGUCUCAUUUGCCGGUAUAAGGCAGAUGUCAGUUGUUUCUAUGAAACAAAGUUAACAUUGUUCACUACUGUGUAGUAGAAAAGAAAGGGAAGUUGAGCCCAGAGAACAUGGUACAAGAUUUACAAGGGCGGAGGGGAGGGGAAUGAAGUUUAAAAUUAACUUUCCAUCUGUGACAACUCUGGGCUCUGGCAAGUAAAGGUUUGUUUUUCAUUAUAUUGUUAAUUCUAAUAUGUUGUGAUAUAUAUAAUGUAUGUAUGUCAGCAUGUGUACUGGUGUUUGGGUCUUGUAUUCUUUUUUUGUUUUAUUUAAUCCAUUUUCCAAGAGAAUGUUGGUGACAAACUAUGCAUAGAAAUAGAAAGUUCAUGGUUGUCCGUGUCAUUAACCAUUGUCUAGUCAUCAGACUUCAGCUCUGUAUCAGCAUCCUCAUUUUUCGAAUGUUCUUUUGAUCCUGAAAGAUAGCAUAAGCUAAAAUACUUUUCAGCAUGUAACGUUGAAAUCGUGAGCAGCUUGGAAUAGAUCCAGAUUUGCAGGUGCCUGUUUAAACACAGCUAUUUUAUUUUUGUGUGUAAAGUGCAUGAAUAAUGUUCAGUACAUAACACUCAAGGCAUUUAUGAUCACCUUAUCUAUGCCAUAUUUCUGGUUGACUUAUCGUAUGAUUUUUGUGAUCUUUGGUAUGCCAACACUUUAAAUAUAUCACGAGUGUUAAGGAUUACAUUUGUAAGGAUUAGGUUUUUGGUUUGUAUAAACAACCUAAACAUCUUGAUUACACUGGUGAUGGGGUUGCAAAGUAUGUCUAAUAGACAAAGGGUUUUCCUCUAUGUAUAAGUCAUGUUGGUGAAAAGAAUCAUGAAUAAAGAACUAAUUAUAUAAA